This is a messenger RNA of Brassica rapa (field mustard), 2871 nucleotides long. RefSeq names its product SUN domain-containing protein 4. Lineage: Eukaryota; Viridiplantae; Streptophyta; Magnoliopsida; Brassicales; Brassicaceae. Gene Ontology annotation, cellular component: cytoplasm; membrane. Gene Ontology annotation, biological process: protein folding in endoplasmic reticulum. The record is from RefSeq and is a predicted model, not a curated record.
AAAAGUAAGUUUUCCUUAAGUAUAUGACUAAAAAUAUAAAAAUGACAUGUAUCAAUUCGAUGGUUGAUAUGAAAGCUUUCAAAACCAUAUGGAAGAUAAAAGUCAAAAUAAUUCAACUGUGGAAACAAUACUGUUCAUUUUUUCAAGAAUGUGUUCGAUGAAAAAAAUAAGGUUUUUAUGUCAUAAUUUGUUUAAUGGCCAAUCCGAUCAGCCCAUGAUAAAUUAAUUAUAAUUUUGUUCCAUAAUUUUUAAUAAAAAUUGAUCCGAUAAUAAAUUAUAUAAUAACAACAAAAAAUAUUGUAUAUGUAUAAAUAAAAUGAUCAAAUAUAUAAAUUAUCGAUAAUAUAUACAAAUAAACUUACCCUGCGCAAGGCGCAGGUCUUAAUCCUAGUAGUAAUGAAAAUCAAAGCCAAUGGUAUAUUUUUUGAUUCAAAGCUAGGUUAGAUCCAAGAAUGAAAUAAAAAUAAAAACAGUCAUUUCAAGCAAUGAAAAUCAAAUAUUCAAAUAUUCAUGCAUGGGGGGAUCUAUCCAAUUUUCUUUUGAAAAAUAUCCAGCGGAGAAAGCGUACAGAUAAAGACGUUUUUAAAAUGAUAUUUAAAAAAAAAAACUGUAUACAGCUAAGCACAUCAUUUUGAUUAGAAGGCAACUAUAUUAAGGAAACCUUAAAGUAAAGAAAUAAAUCAAGAUUCAAAAAAAAAAAAAACUGUGGACCGCUAACAAUCAUCUUAUAUACAUUGUUCCUAAAUUCUUUUCUAUAUAUAAAACCUAUCUCUAAAUCUCUCUUCUGUUCUGUCCAUUGUCUUCGCGGAUCAGAGUGCUUGUCAACUCUACAGUUUGAAAAUCUUUUGUUUGACUCUUCUCCUUUCCUUUUUACACCACAACGGCUUUUAAAACAUACUGGCAGAGACUGAGGUAGAUCGCCGGAUUCUCAUCGGAGACGGCCCCGUUGAAAAGGCUUUUUUUUCUACGAUUCUCUCUUUAGGUGUCUGCACUGGCCAUCUAGUGUUUGUUUGGUGAUCUGAUUCUUGACUGGAUGUGAAAUGCAAAGAUCACGGAAAGCUCUUCUGAUUAGAAGAAGAAGAGCUUCUGAGAGUGCUUCUAAUGGAAGGAACCGCCUCUACAAAGUUUCUUUGUCUCUCGUUUUCCUCAUUUGGGGGCUUCUCUUGCUCUCCACGUUGUGGAUCAGCCAUGGAAAUGGUGAGAAAGGUGAUCCACAGGAUGCUAGUGCAAAUGAGACAGCUGGACAUGUUGAUGCACCAUCACUAGACUCUACUUUAGUUCAUUCUACUCUUGAUUUAGCUUCAGCCGAAAGAAUCAAAGACGUGCACAUUAUAUCAAAGCAAGUAGACGUCAAUAACACAGUUGCAGCAAAUGUUACAGAAGGCAAAGACAGUGACUUUGUGAAGCAAAGUGAGAUGACUAAUAAUGAUUCAGGUCUAGUGAAUGCUUCAAAGCUUGAUCAUCUCUCUCGUGCUGUUCCCUUUGGCCUUGAUGAGUUCAAGAGCAGACCGUCCAACUCCACAGACAAAUCUUUGUCUAGCCAAGUCAGCGGCGUGACUCACAGGAUGGAGCCUGGUGGGAAAGAGUACAACUACGCAGCAGCUUCAAAAGGAGCUAAGGUAUUGUCUUGUAACAAGGAAGCAAAAGGAGCUACAAGCAUCAUAAGCCGGGACAAAGACAAGUACCUACGGAACCCGUGUUCAACUGAAGAGAAGUUCGUUGUCUUAGAACUUUCAGAAGAAACGUUGGUGAACACAAUCAAGAUUGCAAAUUUCGAGCAUUACUCUUCUAAUCUCAAGGACUUUGAGAUUCUUGGAACCUUGGUUUAUCCUACUGAUGCAUGGGUUCAUCUGGGGAACUUCACAGCUUUAAACAUGAAGAACGAGCAGAACUUUACACUCGGUGAUCCACAGUGGGUGAGAUAUCUAAAGCUAAGUUUCCUAAGCCAUUACGGUUCAGAGUUUUAUUGCACCUUGAGUUUACUAGAAGUUUAUGGAGUGGACGCUGUGGAACGAAUGCUAGAGGAUUUGAUAUCUAUCCAAGACAAAAACAUAGCGAGACCUCAAGAAGAACAAAAAGAGAAGAAGGAGAGCGAUGACGACAUGAGUAAACAAAAGGAGAAGGAAGAAGAAACCUCACCAGAGAGUGCGGUUGAAGUAUCGAAUGAGAGAAAAAAGCUGCCAGAUGUGGUGGAAGAGAUAAAACAUCAUCAACCAGGGAGCAGGAUGCCAGGGGACACGGUGUUGAAGAUACUGAUGCAGAAGAUAAGGUCGCUGGACUUGAGCUUGUCAGUGCUGGAGAGUUACUUGGAGGAAAUGAGUUCUAGAUACGGUAAUAUAUUCAAGGAGAUUGAUCAGGAGGCGAGCAAGAGAGAGGAGGAGGUGGCGAAGAUGAGGCUAGAGGUAGAUAGAAUGAAGGAGAGUGAAGAGAAGAUUAAGGAGGAAGCAAUGGAGAUGAGAGAGUGGCGAAGUAGAGUAGAGAUAGAGAUUGAGAAGGGCGAGAAGGAGAAGGAGAAAGUGAAAGAGAGGUUGGAGCUAGUGUUGGAAAGAAUGGAGUGGAUGGAGAAGAAAGGUGUUGCUGUGUUCACCAUCUGUGUUGGGUUUGGGGCUAUCGCGGUUGUAGCUGUGCUUCUUGGUAAGGGUAUCGGUCGAGCAGAGAUGACUGGUAGCUUGGCUUGGCUGAUGUUGUUGAUAAGCUCUACAUUCCUUAUGUUUGUUUUGUCUCUUUGAGCUUUUCAGUUUUGUUCUAGUUUUUAUUGUAGAGGAGGUAGUUGCGUCUUUUCUUAUACCGAAUAAAAUAUUCAUCUUCAGAUGAUGAUUAGUUUUGUUGUGCUCAAAUUUCCAGUUCAAUUGGUUUUUGCUAGUUACUAUG